This is a messenger RNA of Topomyia yanbarensis, 5334 nucleotides long. RefSeq lists its product as uncharacterized. Bases 1 to 5334 code for a protein of 1777 amino acids. Gene Ontology annotation, molecular function: zinc ion binding; nucleic acid binding. The record is from RefSeq and is a predicted model, not a curated record. Gene Ontology annotation, biological process: DNA integration. Lineage: Eukaryota; Metazoa; Arthropoda; Insecta; Diptera; Culicidae. The transcript has 2 exons.
AUGGCAGAACUUAGAUCUCUUCGUAAGCGGGAGCACCAGAUAGUGAAGGCUUUCGACAGCGUGCAACAUUUUCUCCAGAAAUACGACCAGGAGACUGAUAGCGGGCAAGUGAACCUUCGGCUGCAUGGACUUGAGGAAGAUUUUAAGGAUUUUCUUGUGGUUCGGAGUAAGCUUGAGUUGCUGCUGGAAGAUGUUGAGGUCCAGAAACAUGCUAAAUCUGACCCAGACUUGAAGCAGGAGGCGUUGGAACAUAUGGACGAUGAAAAUGAUCGUAUUAUGCAGGAAUUUCGUGAUCGAUUCUACGCACUGAAGGCGGCGCUUGUGACUUUGCUACCACAUUUCCUACCCCCACCAACGCCACCAUCACAAAGAAGUCCCCAUUCGUCAAUUGCAGGAGAUGAUGUUUUCGGUGUGCACCCAACGCCGACAUUUUCAAAAGUGAAGCUACCUGAAAUCCGUUUACCGUCGUUCAGUGGUAAGAUCUUCGAGUGGGUAACUUUUCGUGACACCUUUCAAAGCCUCAUUCACAACAAUCCUCAGUUGACCGACAUGGACCGUUUCACCUACUUGAGAUCAUCGUUAUCAGGAGACGCAUUGCAGGAGAUUAGUUCUGUGGGCUUGUCAGCCGUAAACUACAACGUUGCGUGGGAAAUGUUAGCGAAUCGUUAUGAAAACAAGAAGUUGAUUGUGAAGGCUCAUCUAGACGCACUUUUCGCUACAGAAGGGCUCAAGAGAGAGAGCUAUGAAAAACUCAACAGUCUCAUUAGCGAGUUUGAGAAAAACCUUCAGAUGCUGGACAAGAUUGGGCAAAACACCUCCGAGUGGAGCACCAUUCUCGCAUACAUGUUGUGUUCUAAGCUCGAUUCCGCCACGCUGCGGCAGUGGGAAACUCAUCACAAUUCAAAGGAUGUACCCACGUAUACUGCUAUGCUCGGUUUCUUGCGCAAUCAUUGUGAUGUACUCCAGUCAGUGGCUCCUGCUAAAUCCAACUUCGUCGAUCAUCGUUCCUCGAAACCAGCUGUCUGUCACACAGUGGUGAAAACGUCAAACAGAUGCGCAUUCUGCAGUGAAUCGUGGCAUCCUGCUUUCCAGUGUUCUACAUUUCAACGGAUGAACGUUCCAGAUCGUGUCGAGGCUGUCGCUAAACACAGACUGUGUCGAAACUGUCUGCGUCCAGGACAUUAUGCAAAUUCCUGCGAAAGUGGGGUCUGCCGUCAUUGUCAACAGAAGCACCAUUCCAUGCUGCAUGGACUAUCCAGAUCCUCCGUUCCACACUCGCAGCCGAAACCUCCGAUACAAGACGAGCAAUCGCGACCGCCAAAGGCUAAGCAACACAAUUCGAACCGACACACACACACCACCACUGCCAGCUCGCAGCGCACAAACAACACAUCUCCAGCCACCAACACGCCCACCACAAGUCAAAAUUAUGUCGCACUCCCCAUCACACCUACACACAACAUACUUCUGUCUACCGCUCUCGUUACAAUCAAAGAUCGUUUUGGUAGAGCGACGCUGGCACGAGCUCUGCUAGACUCGUGUUCCCAGCACUGUCUAAUGACUGCCAGUUUUGCGAGCAAGCUACAGUUCCGUGAGACUCCUACGUAUUUGUCAGUUCAAGGGAUUGGAUCAGCUCGAUCGGUUUCCACCAAAUUAGUUAGUGCAGAGGUCGGUCCUAGGUCUACGAUCAUUUCGCCAUUCACUGAAGAGAUGCAGUUCCAUGUGCUGCCAAAGCUGACUGUGUUACUUCCGACGACGAGUUGCAAUCCGGCCGAGUGGGAUCUUCCGGAUUCGACGUUGAUAGCCGAUCCCAGUUUUCACGAGCCUGGUCCGGUCGAUUUGAUUAUCGGAGCUGAAUAUUACAUGGACUUACUGAAAGAUGAACGACAAAAGGCUACGCCAUCAGGACCGACUCUUACAAAUAGCGAGCGAUGUUCACUGGUGCACGUGUGCUCGACGGCGGAAAUCGAAGAGCAGCUCACAAGAUUUUGGGAAUUGGAGACCUGUCGAACCGCUAGCACCAAUUCCGUCGAAGAAACCACCUGCGAACAGUUUUUCAAGGAGACUACAGUAAGAGACGAGAAUGGCAGAUUUGUUGUGGCACUGCCAAAGAAGGAAUACGUUAUCAGCAAAUUGGGAGAUUCAAGGGCAACUGCUCUCAAACGGUUCAUGGGACUCGAACGACGAUUUGCAGCUAACCCAGACCUGAAGACGCUGUAUUCCCAGUUUAUACACGAAUACCAAACUCUCGGCCACAUGAAAGAGGUCAUCGAUGAUACCGCCGCAGGGAAGACAUUUUAUUUACCGCACCACGCUGUUCUAAAGCCGGACAGUACCACCACGAAACUCCGAGUAGUUUUCGAUGGCUCUUGUCGAACAUCGACGGGCAUUUCUUUGAACGACGGCUUGAUGGUCGGUCCCGUUGUACAGGAAGACCUCCUCAGUAUCACGUUACGCUUCCGUAUCCACCGAUUUGCAAUAGUAGCCGACAUCGCCAAGAUGUACCGAAUGGUUCGAGUUCAGGCAACGGAUCAACCGCUACAACGGAUCUUGUGGAGAGAUUCUAUCGAAGAGCCAAUCCGUACUUUCGAAUUGACGACCGUUACGUACGGUACCGCGUCUGCGCCUUAUUUGGCCACAAAAUGCCUGCAAAGUUUAGCCGAGGAAGGAGAAGAAACGCAUCCAGAUGCUGCUAAGGUGCUCAAGCAGGACUUCUACGUGGACGAUAUGCUCUCAGGUGUAGACGACGUGAAGGAUGGAAGGAAGUUGAUCCAACAGCUGGUCGAGCUUUUACAGUCAGCAGGAUUUUCACUUCGCAAGUGGAAUUCCAACAGUAAGGAGCUCCUACAGAACGUGCCUGAGCAGUUGAGGGACGAUCGGUCGAUCCUAGAGUUAGAUUCGUCUAGUUCAACCAUCAAAACGCUAGGACUUGUGUGGGAACCCAGUACCGACAGCUUUCGAUUCACUAUUCCAACCUGGAACUCCGCGGCUGUAAUCACCAAACGAACAGUGCUCUCAGACGUCUCCCGACUGUUUGACCCAUUAGGUCUCGUGGGGCCUGUUAUUAUUCAAGCAAAAAUAUUCAUCCAAGAGUUAUGGAAACAAGAGUGUUCUUGGGAUGAACCUCUCCUGCCAGAGCUACAGGAAUACUGGCAAGAGUAUCGUAGAAACCUUGCUGGUUUGGAUAGCCUCUCUGUUCCUCGGUGGGUUGGAAUAUCUAGCAACAUUGUAGCAGAGGAGCUACAUGGGUUUUGUGACGCCUCUAAAGCAGCUUACGGAGCCUGUAUUUAUAUUAGGACAGUUACAGAGACUGAAUCUGUAUCAGUGCGGCUGUUGACAUCCAAAUCGCGGGUUGCUCCACUUGAAAACCUGAAGAAGAAAAAGAAAAGGCAGUCCAUACCUCGCUUGGAAUUGUCGUCAGCACUGUUGCUUGCUCACUUGUACGAAAAGGUCGUACAAAGUCUCCGCAUCUUCGUUAGAUCAUUCUUUUGGACGGAUUCGAUGAUCGUUAAGUGCUGGCUUUCGUCAUCGCCAUCAAGAUGGAAGCAAUUCGUCGCUAAUCGAGUCUCCGAGAUCCAGCAUAUCACGAAGGAAGGUACCUGGAAUCACGUCGCAGGUGUAGAAAAUCCAGCAGACUUAGUCUCGCGUGGGAUGAUCCCAGCACAGCUUCAGUACCAAUAUGUUUGGUUUGACGGACCUCGCUGGUUGCUAUUGGAAGAAGCCUAUCGCCCUCAGCCCCGCCAAAUUAGAGAAGAAGACAUUGCAUCAGCUGACUUGGAGGAGAAAACCACCACGUUAGUCCUUCAGGCAAGCACUCCCAGUGAGAUCUUCAACCUACGAUCGUCACUGUCGGAGUUAGUUCGCAUUACGGCUUAUAUUCGCCGUUUCCGGUUCAACGCACAAGCUGUCAACCGCAACUGUAGAAGGUAUGGGCCGAUCACAUCGUCUGAGCUCGACGAUGCACUGCGAGCAUUGGUUCGGCUUGCGCAAGAAGAAAGCUUUCCACAAGAACUUGCUGAUUUGUCCAACCGAACCCACGUGCGGGACUCGUCGCGCAUUGUGUCACUAAAGCCGAUUCUCAAUGAAGGCAUGAUGUGUGUUGGCGGCCGGUUACGACAUGCAUCAGUUUCACCGAAUCGCAAGCAUCCGUACAUUCUCGACCCACAUCACCCGCUGACGAAAAUCGUAGUUACUCACUACCAUCGGAAACUAUUUCAUGCGGGACAGCAGCUGUUAAUUUCGGCAAUGCGAGAGCGAUUCUGGCCAGUGUACACCAGGAACUUGGUGCGACAGGUAAUCCACGAGUGCGUCGCUUGUUUUCGAGUUCGACCAAAGGUUCAGGACCAGAUUAUGGCCGAUCUCCCGGCUGAAAGAGUAACUCCCUGUUCGCCGUUUCAAAGAGUCGGAGUUGAUUACUGCGGACCAUUUUCAGUGGUCUAUCCACAUCGUCGUUGCCGGCCUGUAAAAUGUUUCGUCGCAGUCUACAUUUGCCUUACUACCAAGGCGAUACACUUAGAGAUAGCCGCGGAUCUUACGACGCAGGCCUUCCUAGCAUCGUUGAAGCGCUUCUCGGCUCGACGUGGAAAACCCGAGCUGAUAAUGUGUGACAACGCAAAGAAUUUUGUUGGUGCAAAACGAGAGCUGGAUGAACUUCGCAAGCUGUUUCACAACCAACAGUUCCAGAACACUGUCGCAAAGGAGGCGGCAGACGACAGAAUUGAGUUUCGGUUCAUUCCAGUACGUUCUCCUAACUUCGGCGGGCUAUGGGAAUCCGCUGUCAAAUCGUUUAAGACACUCUUCAAACGUACGAUUGGCUUGCAUACCUUGGUGUACGACGAAAUGCAGACAGUCUUGAUUCAGAUUGAGGCGAUUCUGAACUCACGACCGCUCACCCCCGUUAGCAACGAUCCAGACGAUUUUGAAGCUCUGACACCAGGACAUUUUCUAAUACAGCGACCCUUAAUGGCAAUUCCGGAACCAGAUCUUGGAGAGAUCCCGGAAAAUCGGCUGUCCGUCUGGCAAAGGGCACAGCGAUUCACACAGGUUCUGUGGAAAAAAUGGUCGACACAGUAUUUGUCAAAUCUGCACAAUAGGACGAAGUGGACACGCCAAAGAGACAACAUAUGUGUGGGCACUAUGGUUGUUCUCAAAGAAGAAAAUUUACCUCCGUUGAAAUGGCACCUAGCGCGUGUGACGGAGAUUCAAACAGGUCCAGAUGGGAAUGUACGAGUGGUUAAAGUACGAACAAAGGAUGGUAGCUACCAACGAGCAAUCUCGAAGAUAUGCGUGCUACCCAUCCGCGAUAAUAUUUCUUUACCAACCGAGGAGGACUAG